AUGCUCUAUACAGGACGGACAAAAGUUAGCCAACUUGGAAGCACAAGUUAUUUUGAUCUCCAGCAACAGCCAGAUGAAGACGACGAUGAAGAGAGCGCACUGUGCAUAAAGGGACGAUCACCGUAUGGAGCAACAGCAGCAACAGCAUCUCCAGCAGCUGCUCCGCCGUCACCUCCUCCUCCUCCAGCCGCGCAGUCUACUGGCCGUCGAUCGAGAUCGGGCAAGCGGGAUAAUACAUUCAUGUUGGAUGAUUUUGUACUACCAGCAUUAGAUCCAAAAGCGCAAGAGGUGGCUGCUGCUACUCCUCCCGUUCCCGCUCCUACUUCUGAUUGUACUUGCUCUCCGCCAUACCGCACAAAAGAUUAUCACCAGCAUCAGCACCACUAUCACCUACACAGUUAUCAUGAACGUCCUUGGUUCAUGCGCCGCAAACCUGCUCAAGUCAAUCUAAGCACAAUUAGAGCCAACUAUAGAAUCAGUCGCAAACGCGCCCGUGACGAUAAUCCUAAGGUGUGCGGCUUCAUUGACGAUUUUAAACAUUACUUUCAUUACAACGUUUACGCUUCGAUGGUCAAGUCUAUUCUACUAGCCAAUCAAACUAUUGUUCUUUUUGUGAAUCUGGAUCUCUUAGCCGAUUUACUUUUGUGCUGCGCCUACUUGUUAGAGAUUAAACAAGGUUAUGAUGUGGGUCUGUCCCCACACUGGCUUUUCAAGAAACGAUCACAUGAUUUAUGGAUUUUCUGCCAAGUCCUUUCUCUAUGGAACAUGUGCUCCUUUGCUAUCCGUUUCCUGAUUAGCCGAUAUCCGGUCUCCGUGCUUCUCAGCUUUCGAGGGCUUGUCGAACUAACCACCUCAAUUCCAUUUUUGGUAUCACGAUGUCUACCUUAUGGGCAAUACAUCUAUGUUCCAUAUUUUUUGCGGAGUUGGGUAUGCUUAUUGCGCAUCAAGAGUGCGCUUAAGAUCAAAGUAACCCUUCGGAUGACUGACAAGCCAGUUGAUGCAAUCAACUACAAGCAGAUCUAUCUCGUGGGCAUGAUCGUUGUCUUGCUUUAUAAUGGCAUGGCGGCGUUCCAGUUCACCGAGGCUAUCUUUGGUGGCAAUCAUUACAGUGUGCUCGAUUCACUGUAUUUUGUUGUAGUAACACUAUCGACCGUCGGCUAUGGAGAUAUUACUCCGGCAGCAUCGAUAAGUCGCGUUGUAAUCAUGCUGCUAAUAUUGAUUACGGUGGCUGUAAUUCCGAGCCUGGUAUCCGAUUUCAUUGAAACUCUGCAAAAACGUGACGCUGAGGGAAGCGUAGUUGUGAAAGGAGCUGAACCAUUCAUUCUGAUUGUCGGUUCAUUUACGGCUGAGCAAGCCAAGGAUACACUGGAUGGAUUUUUAAACAUGGAUAACAUUGAUGGGAAACUUUCAGUCGUGUUUUUGGACACAAAACCACUGACCGAUGAUCUCAAACUGCUCGGACGCAAUUCAGUGUGGGGUCACCGCAUUCAAUUUCUCCACAGCGCUUGCCUUAAUGACAAAGCGUUACAGCGAGCGAAUGCCCGAUAUGCAAAAGCUAUCUUUACGCUAUCUGAUCUGAACGCACCGGAUCCGAUGAAAGAAGAUGAGCAUAAUACGGUGCGAUUAUGGUCGUUAUAUUGCUAUACUGCCCGAUACGACGUCCCCAUCUACAGUUAUAAUCUGUCACCUAGCACUGCUAUUUACCAGAAAGUUGCCAAGGAGGUGAUCUGCGUGCGACAGUUCAACCAGUACUUGUUGGCGUUAAAUUGUCGUUGCCGUGGUGCAUCAACGCUAUUAACGAACUUGCUUCAUCAAAGAGAACCUUUAAACAAUUAUGAUUUACCCUGGGAAGCUCAAUAUGAUGACGGUUCCUGCAACGAAAUUUACACCGCACCAGCAGCUGCAUGCAUCGUCGGUAUUAGCUUUCGCCAUGCAGCUUGGAUCUUGUAUAGUGAGCAGCAAGUCAUCUUGUUUGCUGUUAAGACUUAUAUUCCUGAACAAGACGAAUAUGAAAUCAUAUUAAAUCCCUUCCAAAAUUCGCAUCUCAUCAAGCAAACAGAUCUUUGCUUUUAUAUAGCCCAAACCUCGAAAGAAGUCCAAGACAUCGAGAACCUGAGUCCCUUGUAUGUAUGGCAAAUGGUCCGAUUACGUACCGCGUACUCGGUGUUUCCCGAAGAAGAUAAUCGCAGGUCGAUACAUCAACAAAAUGAAGAACAACCAAAACUCCACCACCACUAUCAGCAAAAUUUGACUUCUACUUUCCCGCCUUCGCCAUCCUCCAGUUCUUUUCAAUCGCCACCUACACCAAAGCAACGUUAUCAGAUCACUCGACUACCUUCAUCUAGUCGUUCGCUAUUGAUUGGUAUCAGCGGUGCAGGAGCAGCACUAAACAUAUCAAAACUCUCAUCUGGUCGUUUCAAUGAAAGCAGCGAAUCCCUUGCCAAAGAUAGCUAUGAUAAUGAAAAUGAAGGCAUGGAUGACCAUGACGAUCUUGAAAGCGAUGACGACGACGACAAUGAUGAUAGUAGUAUAUCCCAAAAUGAAGGAUCAUUGAAGUGCUACUUACUCGACAAGCCAGCUGAACGCGUAGACGCAAUCAUCCAGUCAACCGUGGGGAUGCACAAUCAUGUUCUCGUAUGCAUGCAUGAAGAAUUUAUCAACCUGUUCAAGUUCAUCUAUAAUCUCAGAUCACCUCACUUGAGACAAGAAGAGUUGCAGGAUAUUGUUAUCUUAUGCACAGAGCUACCGAGUAUUAAAUCGUUCGAUUUGAUCAGUGCUUUCCCACGUGUAUACAUCAUGGAGGGUAAUUGUCGUCAGCCAGAUGAUCUUCUUCGAGCUGGUAUUAAGCGCGCAAAACAAGUCGUUGUUAUGAGCGAGAAAGAAUCCCCCGAGCUGCAAGGCGCAAGCGCUGAUAGUGCGGCAAUCAUGACAAGUCAUAUUAUCCAUUUACUGCUACACCGGCGUAAGAAGAUUCCUUACGUCAUUGUGAAUUUAGUGGAGCGGUCCAAUAUCAAGUUCAUGCAUUUAUUGCAAGGAAAACAAGUCGAUGAAGAAGUCGAUGUGCUUUAUACUCCUGCUUACGCAGCUGGUGACGUUGUAGCCGAUAGUCUUAUAAGCAAUGUGCUAUUGAGCCAGUCGUACUAUAAGCCGGACAUCGUCAAAGUUAUCAAAGCACUUAGUGGUAUGCCGCCUUCCAUCAUAUCAGACUCUAACAGCAGCAACAGAAGUAGUACCUCGCUCAGACGACGCCAAAAAAUCGAAAGCACUUGGCAUCAUGAUGAUAAUGAUAUAACUACCAACCAUACUACGACAACGACGUGGGAUGCCCAGCAUGCCUCCUCUAUAUCAUCCUCAAGACUCACGAGCAUACCAGUGCCAGGCAUGUUUGUCGGUCAGAAAUUCUCUCAUCUUUUUGAGUCCCUUUUACUAGAUCAAGGCGUACUUGCUCUGGGUCUCCUUCGUGCACCUGAUACGGCCAUGUUUGGCAACCAACUUCCGUUUGUCUACUCCAAUCCUGUACCAUCCUUAAUCCUUAGAGCGUCAGAUUCUGUCUAUGUUUUAGCACAACCAGGUUGGAUUCCCUCAUAUCAAAACUAA
Zychaea mexicana is the source of this 3597-nucleotide messenger RNA. RefSeq lists its product as uncharacterized. NCBI's taxonomy places the organism in Eukaryota, Fungi, Mucoromycota, Mucoromycetes, Mucorales, Lichtheimiaceae. The record is from RefSeq and is a predicted model, not a curated record. Gene Ontology annotation, cellular component: membrane. Bases 1 to 3597 code for a protein of 1198 amino acids. The transcript is spliced from 23 exons. Gene Ontology annotation, biological process: potassium ion transport.